AUGGCGCAGUCUCGCUCAGCACGUCUUGAAAAGUUCUUUACCCUCGUUCUUCGAGGGAAGCAACAAGUGGAAACUGUGGAGAAGGCGAAACUGCUUAUAGAAGCCAUUCUGAUUCAGAACGAUCACGCAAAAUGUGUUGAGCGCAUCAUCGCCAGCCCAGAAGCUCGCAGUGCGCUCCAAACAGGACUCCGUUUUGAUAUCACCCCGACCUUCCUCAACCAGCAUACAGCCGUACUCAUCCAAUACCUGGCGGACCCAGCCGUCAAGCCGUUGUGCAAUGGCCAAUUCUUGCAGGACUUGUUGACCCUGCUUGUGGAGCCACCGACCUUGUGGAAUGCAUUAUUGCAGGCGUAUCUUGAUCAGCAGCUGGAUGCCAGAGCCACCCAUGCUUUCGCAUGGUUGCUGGCUGAGAUUCUUCUGCUCCCACCUUCGAGCAAAAUCAAUGUAACAGAGGAUGCGAGGAGGAUUGACAGUGUUGGGUCCCUCUUGCAAUCUCCAGACUUGAAUGUCCGGACCCUGGGAUACAAAAUCAGACAUGUCCUACAGGUCACGUCCGCCAACUUGGGACCUGUAGAUUCUAACGGCAGCAACCCCGGCGGACGGCACGAUAACGACUUUGACGACUUUCGAAAGAUCGCAAUCUAUCCCACCUCCGACGAAUUCUUGUCUACGGUCAAGCCAUUCUAUCGUUGUGCAUCAGAAAUCACUGACUUGCCUGCUGAAAGCCGCAUUUCAGCCCACCUAGAUAACCAGUUUCGUCUCCUGCGUGAGGAUAUGCUCUCUGAAAUUCGUGAGGAGUUCCAGACUGCUCGAGGUAAGAAGACACGCCGUAGAGGUGGUACCUUGCUCCAGAAGCUAUCCCUUGUCCGAAUCCUCCAUGGAGAAGACGAUCGUCGCCUCCGUCCUUGUACGCUGGCCAUUACCUGUAGAUCCGGGUUGGAGGCCAUAGUUCAACAUUCGGGCCAGGACCGUAAAAAGUUUCUCGACGACCAACAGAACCAUCUUCGCCAUAGGUCAUUUGGCUGCCUGCUUCGCAACGGGGAAAUCAUUGCAUUUGCUACUCUUGAGCGAAAUGUUAGUGAACUUUUGAAAGACCCCCCGGUGAUUGUACUCCAGAUUAUUGGGGAAGACGCUUUGACAAAGACUUUGCUCUCUUUCAAACUGUACGGUGACAUUCAAUUUCUUCUGGUUGAUGCACCAUUAUUUGCCUACGAACCUAUCCUGCGGCGUCUUCAGGAUAAAACGAGCCUCCCCUUGUCGGAGGAUUUGCUCCUUCAUCGGCAGGGACAGCCGGCGAGCCAGUCAGACCUCGUUCCUCAUCACGUUGUGGAGAGUCUCCGCAAGCUUGAGGGCAAUCUCGAUGUACAAAAGAUCAUUCAAACGGAGAAGCAUGUCCAACUAGACCGGUCACAGCUGGACUCCCUAAUAGCUGGCUUGACUCAGAGGGUGAGUUUGAUUCAAGGCCCACCAGGGACUGGUAAAUCCUUCAUUGGUGCUCUUUUAGCCAAGGUGUUCCAUGAUCAGACCAAGGAGAUGUUGCUGGUUUUGUGCUAUACCAACCAUGCAUUGGAUCAGUUCUUGGAAGAUCUACUAGACAUUGGCAUUCCUUCUUCAGAUAUUGUGCGCUUGGGCUCCAAAUCCACCUCUCGAACAUCUUCAAUGACUCUCCGGAAUCAAAGAGUGGCCUACCGUCACUCGAGGUCCACUUGGGGCGUGAUUGACAACUUGAACCGCGAGGCCGACGACCUCAAACAGUGCAUCUCGGCAGCGUUUGCAACAUAUCAUUCUCUCACGAACACAACAACCAUUCUUGAGCACUUGGAGUUUGAGGACCCGGAAUUCUUUGAAGCCUUUCAGCCACCCUUACAGGAAGAAGGAAUGACUCUAGUUGGCAGGAAUAACAGAUCGGUUGACUCUUCAUAUCUCCUUGAUUUAUGGGCAAGGGGGAAUGACCAUGGCCUCCAGAACCUUGAGCACCUGUCAGAGAAAGCUCGGAAAGUGUGGGACAUGAGUUCUUCGGAGCGACAAUCGAGCCUUCGGGCGUGGGAGGAAGUUUUAGUCAGAGAACAGGUUGGGGACUUGCAGCAGUUGAUGCAGCGUCUGGAUACAUGCCAACAAAAGCUGGAUCAAGCCUGGAACGAGAAAACACGUAGCAUUUUUCAAUCGAAACGUAUCAUUGGCUGCACCACAACUGCAGCCGCAAUGUAUGCUUCAGACAUCGCGAUGGUCUCACCUGGCAUCGUGCUUCUCGAGGAAGCAGGCGAGAUUCUGGAGUCACAUGUACUCACAGCAAUGGGCCCCCAGACCAAGCAACUCGUCUUGAUCGGCGAUCAUCAGCAGCUCCGACCCAAGAUCAACAUGUACGCCUUGUCGGUUGAGAUAGGGGAAGGAUAUGACCUCAAUAGAUCUCUGUUUGAGCGUCUCGUUGUGUCAGGUUACCCGCACACCACCCUUGCCAAACAGCAUCGCAUGUGUCCUGAGAUAUCGAGACUGGUCAAACAUCUCACGUACCCGGAUCUGCAAGACGAUACAAAGACCUUGAACCGUCCUCACCCGCGCGGUCUCCAGGACCGGGUGGUUUUCAUCAACCAUAACCAGCCAGAGACAAUUUUUCAGGGCAUCUCGGACCGCCGUGACGAGACCAACAAGGGUAGUAAGCAGAACUUAUUCGAGGCAAAGAUGGUUCUGAAGAUUGUCCGGUACCUGGGUCAGCAGGGAUACGGAACGGAUAAGUUGGUCGUUCUUACACCAUAUCUCGGUCAACUACACCUUUUGCGAAAGCUGCUCCUCAAGGAGGCAGAUCCGGUUCUCAAUGACCUUGAUUCUUAUGACCUGGUGAGAGCAGGCCUGUUGUCCAAAGCAAGCGCUCAGCAUACCAAGCGGCCAAUACGUCUAUCGACUAUAGACAAUUACCAGGGUGAAGAGAGCGAGAUUGUGAUUGCCACACUCACGCGCAGCAACGACAACGGCGACAUAGGGUUCAUGGCAGCUCCCCAACGUCUGAAUGUGCUGUUGUCGCGUGCGCGCAACGUCUUGAUUCUGAUUGGAAACGCAACCACAUUUGUCAAAAGCCGCAAAGGAAGAGAUGUGUGGACCCCGUUUAUCGACCAUCUGAACGCAAAUAAACAUUUGUAUGACGGGUUGCCCGUGCGGUGCGAGCAACAUCCCCAGCAUACGGCCAGCCCCUGCACGCCGGAGGACUUCGACAGCCUGUGCCCGGAAGGUGGAUGCCAAUUGCCAUGUGGCGCUAAACUCAGCUGCGGAAUCCACGAAUGCCCUCAAAAGUGCCACCAACUGUCCGACCAUUCCAAGAUGAAAUGCCAUAAAAUAAUCAAGUGGCAAUGUUCGCGCAGCCAUUGCGUGACUCGACCCUGCUGGCAGAUCCAGAAAGUCUGUCAGCUCUGCAUUGAUGAAGACCGAGAGAAAGAAAGACGGCAAAAAAGAGACAUGGAGCUUGAGGCUGAAAGAGCCAGACGGCAGAGAGAACAUAAGCUCCAGCUGUCUGAGAUGCAAGCCGAGAUUAGCCACCUCAGAAGCCUGCAGAAAGAUAAAUAUGACGAAGACGAACGGCGAAAGGUCCUGCAGCAGCAUCGGCGGGACCUUGAGAACUUGCGUGCCAACCCAAUAAAAACACCGCUAGAAUCCAGGAAAUACGAUCAGGAUCCGUCUCAGGAGCCAGUCACACAAGCUGUCACGGCGAAAAAGCGGGAAGUUGUUAGUAUAUCUAGUAAACAGAGUCGGGAGGCGGACUCACAGAACCAAAAAGCCGACGGGGAUUGGUCAUCUGCGAGUAACGAUUGGGAAUAUCAAAAGAAGUAUGAGGGAGCACGGAGUGACGAGAUAGACUCCUUGAUGAGCAUGAUUGGGCUGGAAGAUGUGAAGCAAAAUAUUCUCGGCAUCAAAGCAAAAGUCGACACAGCCACAAGGCAGAACAUCGAUUUGAAAGACGAGCGCUUCGGAACUGUCUUGAUAGGUAAUCCGGGCACAGGAAAAACUACCGUCGCGCGUCUGUAUGCAAAAUUCUUGUCCGCGGUCGGUGUCAUUCCAGGAGAUUUGUUUGUUGAAACAACUGGAUCGCGGUUAGCCAACAAGGGCGUCUCCGGAUGCGAGAAGCAGAUCAACGACAUCCUCAACAGCGGCGGCGGUGUCUUAUUUAUAGACGAAGCAUACCAACUAGUCCAAAGCCACGGCCAAGGACUGCAGGUUCUCGAUUACCUUCUGGCUGAAGUGGAACGGCUUACUGGAAAGAUGGUGGUUAUCCUUGCAGGAUAUCGCAGAAAUAUGGAACAGUUCUUUGCACAGAACCCCGGCCUACCAAGUCGAUUUCCCCAUGAGCUCAAGUUCAACGACUACGAGGAUGCUGAGCUGUGCCGCAUUCUGGAAUACAGGAUCGCGAAGAAGUACAACGGAAGAAUGAAGGUCGAGGGUGGAAUAGGUGGACUCUACUGUCGAAUCGUUGCUCGACGUGUGGGCCAUGGACGUGGACAUGAAGGUUUUGGAAAUGCACGAGCAAUUGAGAACGCCUUUUCUCGGAUUAUAGAGCGCCAGGCAAAGAGGCUUGCCGUUGAGAGGAGAAGCCAGGGCUCUGCGGAUGACAUGUUGUUCACUCGGGAAGACCUCAUUGGGCCUGAGCCCUCGAAGGCUUUACAGAAUAGUGCUGCAUGGCAGAAGCUACAAACCAUGAUUGGACUCAAUGCCGUCAAGCAAACAGUCCAAGCCCUCAUGGACAGCAUCCAGUACAACUACCAGCGGGAGUUGGAGGAAAAACCGUUGGUUGAGUUCACCUUAAACCGUGUGUUCUUGGGCUCGCCAGGCACGGGCAAGACAACCGUCGCAAAGCUGUACGGGCAGAUACUGGUGGAUAUUGGGUAUCUAUCGAAUGGCGAAGUUGUUGUCAAGAACCCUGCAGAUUUUGUCGGCGGUGCACUAGGACAAUCCGAGCAGAAUACCAAGGGCAUUUUGGCGUCUACCGUGGGCAAGGUCCUCGUCAUUGACGAGGCCUAUGGGCUGUACGGUGGCGGAGGCCGCAAUACUGGGGCGUCCCAAACGGACCCAUACAAGACUGCGGUAGUCGACACUAUUGUGGCAGAAGUCCAAAGUGUGCCUGGUGAUGACCGCUGCGUUCUGCUGCUAGGCUAUCAGGAGCAAAUGACAGAGAUGUUUCAGAAUGUCAACCCAGGGCUAGCACGACGAUUCCCCAUGGAUAGUGCUUUUAUUUUUGAAGAUUUCACUGACGAAGAGCUGGGACGGAUACUUGACCUCAAGCUGAAACAACAAGGCUUUGAGUCAACGGGCCGCGGAAAAAAGGCUGCGCUGGAGGUCCUAUCCCGUGCACGCAAUCGUCCUCACUUUGGCAAUGCGGGCGAGAUUGACAUCCUAUUAAAUGCUGCUAAGACUCGGCAUCAGCAACGACUAUCUUCCUCGGGUAGAUCGUCGACCAAUUCCCAGCUGGAGCCGCAGGACUUUGACCCGGACUAUGACCGCGGUGAGCGGGCAGAGACCAACAUUUCUCUGCUGUUCGCGGGUACCGUAGGCAGCGAGAAGAUCGUCGAACAACUGGAGGGAUAUCGGCAGACAGUCCGGAAUAUGCGGCAGCUAGACAUGGAUCCUUCUGACCAAAUCCCGUUCAAUUUCUUGUUCAAAGGGCCACCAGGAACUGGAAAGACCACAACAGCCCGCAAGAUCGGCAAGGUGUAUUAUGACAUGGGCCUCCUGUCCUCUGCGGACGUCAUUGAAGGAUCCGCUACUGACCUUGUAGGACAAUAUGUCGGCCAGACAGGCCCAAAGACGCAGAGCCUGCUGGAGAAGGCGCUUGGGAAGGUCCUCCUGAUCGACGAGGCGUACAGACUGGGCGAAGGACCCUUUGCCAAAGAGGCGAUGGAUGAGAUCGUGGACUGUAUCACCAAGCCCAAGUUUUACCAGAAACUGAUCAUCAUACUGGCCGGCUACGACACCGACAUCAACGUUCUCAUGGCGACGAACCCGGGAUUAACAAGCCGUUUUCCCGAGUCGAUCGAGUUCCACCCAUUAAGCGGCGAGCAUUGCCUGAGGCUCUUAACGCAGCUUCUGCAAGGCAGAAAGGCCAAGGCACAGUCCAAAUCAACCAGCUUCGACCUCAGCGUACUCGAAGCCCCGCGUGCGGCGUUCAAGGACGAGCUGACGUGCCGUUUCUCAUCGCUCGUCCAGACCUCCAACUGGGCCAACGCUCGGGACGUACAGACAUUAGCCAAGGCGAUCUUCGGACGAUGCGUGCGAUCCAUCACAGGCGGCCGUCUUGCUCUCGAGGAGGCCACUGUCCUCGCGGAGCUGGACAAGAUGAUAUCCGAGAGAUCAGGGCGGGAGCAAGCGCAGCACAGCCCCGACAAAACCCUGUGUCUCAGCACCAGCAAUCACAACCAACAACUCGCAUUCCAUCCCCAAUCCGCGACUCCGCACAGCACAAAGUCCGCUGUCGUUACGGAACAAGCCCCAGAAACCCCGGACGAGCAGCCAGACACCCCCGCCGAAGUCCCACCCCAGGACGAAGCGGUCAUCGCGCGGGACGCCGGCGUCUCCGAUGCAGUCUGGACGCAGCUGCAGAUAGACCUGCAAGCUGCCGAGGCCAGAGAGAAGGAGUACCAGAACGUUGCGGAACAAGAACAGAUGCUGCACAAGACCCUCGAAGAGUCCCAACGGCAGGAUAAACAGACCCAACAAGACGAACCCACCGACACAGAGACUGACACGGAGGCAAAGCGCCGGCACGAGCAAGCGCGCAUCCAGCGCGAACUCCAGCGGCGCGCGCAAGAAGCCGAGCUUGCGCGACUACGGGCCGAGCGCGAGGCGGCGGAGAAGCAACGACGACAGGAGCAAAAGGCGCAGAAGAAGUUGCGUGAGAUGGGGGUGUGUUGUAUGGGAUAUCGGUGGAUCAAGCAGGGGGCAGGGUAUCGCUGUGCGGCAGGGGGGCAUUUUGUUUCCAAUCAUCAACUGGGGAUUUAG
Molecule: messenger RNA, 6978 nt
Organism: Aspergillus clavatus NRRL 1
Lineage: Eukaryota; Fungi; Ascomycota; Eurotiomycetes; Eurotiales; Aspergillaceae
Product: putative AAA family ATPase
Exons: 7
Coding region: 1-6978 (2325 amino acids)
Molecular function (GO): helicase activity; ATP hydrolysis activity; ATP binding
Source: RefSeq, a predicted model, not a curated record